This is a messenger RNA of Aspergillus novofumigatus IBT 16806, 464 nucleotides long. RefSeq lists its product as uncharacterized. The transcript has a single exon. The record is from RefSeq and is a predicted model, not a curated record. Lineage: Eukaryota; Fungi; Ascomycota; Eurotiomycetes; Eurotiales; Aspergillaceae. The coding region runs from base 186 to 431 and encodes 81 amino acids.
UCUGUCGCUUGUUAUUCUUUGGGCUACCGAGUGUAUCUGAUUAUUUGUUUUAUAUUCAUGGGUUUGUCCGUUCAAGAUCUAUCUUGUUUGUUCUAUUUCCUUCAUCCUUUUCAUUCUUUCCAGCUUUCCCAGACCUCGGUGUUAUGUUGCAUCUCGACGUCGAUAUCGCUGCAUAGCACCGGCUUAUGAAUGACUGCAAUGUUCUGUUCUCGGCGGUAAUCUCACACCAGCAACGGUUCUCGCACCAUCUGUUGAUCCGCCUUGGUUUCUCUUUUUCAGUCGCCAGCAUAUGUUCUGUUUACAUUUAUAUCGAUACCCUAUUUUCCUUUCUCCUCUUGACAUACACGGCUGUCUGUGUUCUGUGCCUAUUUCGGAUGCUUUUCCAUUACACGCGGAUUUUGUUGCGCUACGGCUUUGCAAUGUGCCUUUGACUGUUGUUAUGGACAAGGCUGCCCUCGAUGUCU